AUGCCGGAGACACACCCGCCGCCGCCGAGGCCGGUGAUGCUCGCUGACCUCAACUUUGAACCGGCGGAGAGCGAUGGCGAGGACCGCCCACCGACCCCCACACCCAACGCCGCUGCCGCCGCCGUGGCCGUCGCCGCGGCUCCGGCGGUCGCCACCGACUCCUCCACGAGGAGUGGCCAUGAGGAGGGUGGUUUGACAAAAAAUGUGAUCGCUACAAAGGACACCGAUACUGUUGAAUGUGAAGAUGCUGAUCAACAUUGUCAAGGGGCUUCUGCUCCACGUGAGGAAAAAGUUAGCAACCUGAAAGCUGCUUUGGUUCAUGUGGCCCGAAAAAUGCCUAAGAAUGCUCAUGCACAUUUUAUGUUGGGUUUGAUGUAUCAAAGGCUUGGUCAGGCACAGAAGGCAAUAGCAUCAUAUGAAAAGUCAACUGAAAUACUGCUACAAGAUGAGGAAGAAGUGCGGAGGCCUGAUUUACUCUCAUCAGUGAGGAUACACCACGCACAGUGCAUUUUGCAAGCAAGUAUGGGGGAUAGUUUUGAUGAAGAGCUUGAAACUGGCGAGGUAGAUGACAUUCUUGCCAAGUUGAAGAGUUCAGUUGAGUCAGAUCACAGGCAAGCAGCUGUUUGGAAUAUCCUAGGUUUAGUUCUUCUUCGGGGUGGUCAAAUACAGAGUGCUAUCUCAGUUCUAUCUUCUCUCACGGCUGUUGCUCCAGACUACUUGGACUCCCUUGCGAAUCUUGGUGUCGCAUACAUUCAAAGUGGGGAUCUAGAGCUGUCUGCAAAGUGCUUUCAAGAACUUCUUCUAAAAGACCAAAACCACCCGGCUGCUCUGGUGAACUAUGCAGUUCUUCUUCUCUGUAGAUAUGGAUCUUUGUCUGCAGGGGCAGGGGGCAAUGUCAGCACAGGCCCUUACCUGCAUCAGAAAGAAGCCUUAGUUGUUGCAAAAGAGUGCUUACUUGCAGCAGUGAAGGCUGAUCCUAGAGCUGCAUCAGUUUGGGUUAAUCUUGCAAAUGCAUAUUACAUGGAUGGUGAGCAUAGGAACUCAAAGAGGUGCUUGGAGCAGGCAGCAAAAUUGGAACCCAAUCAUAUGCCUGCUCGGUAUGCUAUUGCAGCUCAUCGUAUCAGAGAUGCUGUAAGGUCACAAUGUUCUAAUGAUCAACUUCUUUGGGCUGCAAAUGAAAUGGCAACAGUUCUAAAAGAAGGAGAUCCUUCUGCAGUUGAUGCCCCAAUUGCAUGGGCUGGGUUGGCAAUGGCUCAUAGGGCACAACAUGAAAUUGCAGCCGCCUACAAUACCGAAAACAUCAAUCUUAAUGAUGCAGAAGAGCGAGCUCAAUAUACACUAAAACAGGCAAUCCAAGAGGAUCCAGAUGAUGCUGUUCAAUGGCAUCAACUUGGCCUGUACAAUAUUUGCAUGACCCGGUUCAGCAGGUCUGUAAAUUUUCUUAAAGCAGCUUUAGCUCGUUCCCCAGAUUGCAGUUAUGCUUGGUCGAAUCUUGGUAUCGCGUUGCAACUAUCAGAUGAUCCAUCCUCUGAAACUGUAUAUAAGCGGGCACUGGUAAAAUCAUCAACUCAUCAGCUGCACGCAAUCUUCUCGAAUCUUGGAAUUCUUUAUCGGCAGCAUAGGAACUAUGAAUUUGCAAGGAAGAUGUUAUUAAGGUCGUUGGAACUGUGUCCUGGAUAUGCACCAGCCAGCAAUAACCUGGGUCUUGUAUUUGUCGCUGAGGGCCGUUGGGAGGAUGCUAGAAGCUGUUUUGAGAAAGCUCUGCAAUCUGAUCCCCUACUUGAUGCGGCCAAAUCGAACUUGUCAAAAGUCCUUGCAUUGUCUAAGAUACAGUAG
Miscanthus lutarioriparius is the source of this 1836-nucleotide messenger RNA. The record is from the annotation of a GenBank genome assembly. NCBI's taxonomy places the organism in Eukaryota, Viridiplantae, Streptophyta, Magnoliopsida, Poales, Poaceae.